AUGUUGAUGACCAGUAAUGAUAUCCUUUUCUUCAUCGAAAAGACUGCUGAGUUCUUGGCCUAUGUCAUAUUGUGUUACAGCAACCUCAUUACGCCUGUCCCAUCGGAUGUCUGCAGCUACUGCCAAAACGUCGUCACAACAUCCACCAAUGUCGUGGCCUGCAGAAGCAUUUGCGUGAUAGCAAUGUCAAGGCUUGAGCUGCGUGGUACCAGCAGCUACCGGGCGAACCCGUACAAUCACAACCAACGCAAUGACAACCGUGGUGGUGGAUCACGGCAUCAAUGUGGCCGUGGCGGAAAUCGCGGUAACAACAGCAACAACAGCAACAACAAUAACCCCUAG
Phytophthora nicotianae INRA-310 is the source of this 342-nucleotide messenger RNA. RefSeq lists its product as hypothetical. NCBI's taxonomy places the organism in Eukaryota, Oomycota, Peronosporomycetes, Peronosporales, Peronosporaceae. The record is from RefSeq and is a predicted model, not a curated record. The coding region runs from base 1 to 342 and encodes 113 amino acids. The transcript has a single exon.